Messenger RNA from Lucilia sericata (common green bottle fly), 7638 nucleotides. RefSeq names its product mucin-17-like. The transcript has 2 exons. The record is from RefSeq and is a predicted model, not a curated record. The coding region runs from base 44 to 7420 and encodes 2458 amino acids. Lineage: Eukaryota; Metazoa; Arthropoda; Insecta; Diptera; Calliphoridae.
AUUGCAAGUGCAAUUGAAAUACUUAUCAUUUAUAAUAUAAAUCAUGAAGUUAAUAUCUCCGCAUUUUUUAACGGCACUCAUAUUUAUCCUAGCGGCACAAAAUUAUGUUGUUCAGGCUAAAGCUGUUUUGCCAGCACCUGAAGUGGGUCCUGUUGAUGAAGUCGACAUUAGCAAAGUGGAACCGAAGAAGAUUGAAGAAGAUGAAAUUACUGACGAAAUUCCCCAUGAAAUAUCCAAGAGAUCUAUUUAUCCGAGCUAUCCCUUUUACAACAUAGGAAAUCCGUAUGGAAGUUCAGGUGGUAUGUCUGGGUACGGUGAUGGAUCAGGUGGAAGUUUCAGUGGAAGUACAUCUAUGCCAUUUCCCGGAGGUUCAGGCGCAAGUUUCACUGGAAGCACAUCUCUGCCAUAUGGAUUUCCUGCCGGUCAAGGAGUAAGUUUCAGUGGAAGUACACCUGUGUAUGUAGGCACACCUGGAGGUUCAGGCUCAAUAGUCCCCAUGAUAUUUGGCCUUCCUGGAAGUUUCAGUACACCUAUGCUAUUUGGCGCACCUGGUGGUUCAGGCACAAGCCCCUCUGGAAUGUAUAUGAUAGGUGGACCCCUAGGAGGUCCAAGUGUAUAUUCUCCUGCAUUUGGCAGCCUUCCUGGUAUGAAUCCCAGUUUAAUUAUAUAUAUUAUGGGUCCAGGCGCAAGUCCUAGUGGAAGUCCUUCUGGAAGCAGCUCACCUAUAAAUGGAAAUAUGCCGAUGCCAAUGCCAAGGCCUACGCCCAUUAACUUACCUAGUGGAAGUCCAUCUGACUCUCCUGGAAGUGUAAAUAUGCCAAUAUAUAUUUCCACUAUGCCAAUGCCUAUGCCUCCUAUGCCUAUGCCGAUACCACCAAUGCAUCCUAUGCCAAUGCCUAUGCCCGGUAACUUACCUGGAAGUCCCGGUGAAGUUAUGCCGAUUCCCGGUAAAUUACCAGAAAGCCCCAUUGGCGUUCCGAAUAUUCCGCCUAAUUAUUCUGAAAGUGGAAAUAUCCCCUGGCCAAUGCCUAUUCCCGGUGAUUUGCCUGGAAGCUCCAGUCUCGAUCCUAGUGGAAGUAUAACUUGGUUAGUUAGCCCGCCUGGUCCAGCAGAAAAUAUACCCAGCUCCUAUCCUGAAAGUCCAAGUACAAGCCCAGUAGGAAGUUCACCUGGUUCAAGCCCCUAUCCAGGAAUUCCUGGAGAAAGCUCACCUGGUUCCAACCCUCUUCCUGGAAGUCCAAGUGGAAGUAUAUCUUGGAUAAACGGCGUUCCUGUAGGCUCUGAAACAAGUCCUGUUGAAAGUUCACCUGGUUCAAGCCCCUAUCCUGGAAGUCCAACUGGAACUACACCUGGUUCAAGCCCUUAUCCAAGUGGAAGCAUAAGUUGGAUAAACGGAGUACCUGUACCUGUAGGUCCUGAUGGAAAUCCCGUUGGAAGUUCACCUGGUAAAAACCAGUAUCCUGAAAGCCCGAGCACAAGUCCAAUUGGCAGUACACCUGGGUCAAGCCCCUAUCCUGGUAGUCAAAGUGGAAGUAUAAGUUGGGUAAACGGAAUGCCUGUACCAGUAGGUCCUGAAGGAAGUCCCAUUGGAAAUGUACCUGGAGAAAGCCCAUAUCCUGGAAGUCCUGUUGAAAUUUUACCUGGGAGUCAAAACACAAGUCCCACUGGAAAUACACCUGGUUCAAGCCCCUAUCCAGGAAGUCCAAGUGGAAGUAUGAGUUGGGCAAAUGGAGUACCUGUGGGUCCUGAUGGAAGUCCCGUUGGAAAUGUACCUGGAGAAAACACCUACCCUGGAAGUCCCGCUGAAAGUUCACCCGGUUCAAGCCCAUAUCCUGGAAUUCCCGGUGGAACUAUAACAUGGAUAAAUGGCAUGCCUGUACCUGUAGGUUCCGAUGGAAAUCCCGUUGGUAGUUCACCUGGCGAAAGUCCCUCUUCAGGAAGUCCCAGUGGUACUAUAUCUUGGAUAAACGGUGUACCUGUACCUGUAGGUUCAGACGGAAGACCCAUUGGAAGUUCACCUAGCGAGAGCCCCAGUUAUGGAAGUCCCAGUGGAAGUAUAAAUUGGAUAAAUCCGCUUGAAACUACUCCGGGAAGUCAAGGUACUAGUCCCAGUGGAACUAUAUCAUGGAUAAACGGCGUGCCUGUACCUGUAGGUUCAGACGGAAGUCCACUUGGAAGUUCACCCGGAGAUAUCCCUUCUCCUGGAAGCCCCAGUGGUACUAUAUCGUGGAUAAACGGUGUACCUGUACCUGUAGAUUCAGACGGAAGACCCAUUGGAAGUUCACCUAGCGAGAGCCCCAGUUCUGGAAGUCCAAGUGGAAGUAUAAAUUGGUUAAAUCCACUUGAAAGUACACCGGGAAGUCAAGGUACAAGUCCCAGUGGAACUAUAUCAUGGAUAAAUGGCGUGCCUGUACCUGUAGGUUCAGACGGAAGUCCUCUUGGAAAUUCACCCGGAGAUAGCCCCUCUCCUGGAAGCCCCGGUGGAAGUAUGACUUGGAUAAAUGGUGUGCCUGUAGGUUCAGACGGAAGUCCCCUUGGAAUUUCACCUAGCGAAAGCCCCUCUUCUGAAAAUCCUAGUGGGAGUAUAAUUUGGAUAAACGGCGUGCCUGUACCUGUAGGUUCAGACGGAAAUCCUCUUGGAAGUUCACCCGGAGAUAGCUCCUCUCCUGGAAGUCCCAGUGGUACUAUAUCGUGGAUAAACGGUGUGCCCGUACCUGUAGGUUUAGACGGAAGACCUAUUGGAAGUUCACCUAGCGAGAGCCCCAGUUCUGGAAGUCCCAGUGGAAGUAUAAAUUGGAUAAAUCCUCUUGAAAGUACACCGGGAAGUCAAGGUACAAGUCCCAGUGGAACUAUAUCAUGGAUAAAUGGCGUGCCUGUACCUGUAGGUUCAGACGGAAGUCCUCUUGGAAGUUCACCCGGAGAUAGCUCCUCUCCUGGAAGUCCCAGUGGUACUAUAUCGUGGAUAAACGGUGUGCCCGUACCUGUAGGUUUAGACGGAAGACCUAUUGAAAGUUCACCUAGCGAGAGCCCCAGUUCUGGAAGUCCCAGUGGAAGUAUAAAUUGGAUAAAUCCUCUUGAAAGUACGCCGGGAAGUCAAGGUACAAGUCCCAGUGGAACUAUAUCAUGGAUAAAUGGCGUGCCUGUACCUGUAGGUUCAGACGGAAGUCCUCUUGGAAGUUCACCCGGAGAUAGCCCCUCUUCUGGAAGCCCCGGUGGAAGUAUGACUUGGAUAAAUGGUGUGCCUGUACCUGUAGGUUCAGACGGAAGUCCCCUUGGAAUUUCACCUAGCGAAAGCCCCUCUUCUGAAAAUCCUAGUGGGAGUAUAAUUUGGAUAAAUGGUAUGCCUGUACCUGUAGGUUCAGACGGACAUCCUCUGGAAAGUACACCGGGAAGUCAUGAAACAAGUCCCAGCGGAAGUAUAACAUGGAUAAACGGCGUGCCUGUGUCUGUAGGUUCAGACGGAAGUCCUCUUGGAAGUUCACCCGGAGAUAGCCCCUCUCCUGGAAGUCCCAGUGGAAGUAUGGCUUGGAUAAAUGGUGUGCCUGUAUCUGUAGGUUCAGACGGAAGUCCCCUUGGUAUUUCACCUAGCGAAAGCCCCUCUGCUGAAAGUCCCAGUGGAAGUAUAACAUGGGUAAAUGGUGUGCCUGUACCUGCUGGUCCCAUUGGAGGAUCACCAAGCGAAAGCCCCUUAACUGGAGUUCCCAUUAGUAGCAUAACUUGGAUAAACGGUAAGCCUGUACCUGUGGGUCCAGACGGACGUCCUCUUGGAAGUUCACCUGGCGAUAGCACGUCUCCUGGAAGUCUCAGUGGUAGUAUAACUUGGAUAAACGGUAUGCCUGUACCUGUAGGUUCAGAUGGAAAUCCCAUUGGAAGUACACAGGGUCCCAGUGGAAGUAUAGCUUGGAUAAACGGCUUACCUGUCGGUAGUCCCGGCGAUAUUCCUGUGGUUGGAAGUACAGAACAAAAUCCCUCUGGAAGUUUAACAUGGUUAGGCAGCUUACCUGGAGGUUCAGUCGUUAGUAUACCUGAAAUUAGUAACUUUCCCAGUUUAGGAAGUAUUUGGGGACUUAUAUCUGGUACUGGACUGCCAGUUGUACCUAGUGUUGCAAAUACGGAUGAAGCAGCCUUGAAACCAGUUAUUGAUUUAAGCUCUCUACCUGCUACUACUGUAAAUAUUCUUACAAGUUCUUUUGGAGAUUUACCUGAUUUAAGUGGAAAUUCACCCAUUUCAUUCGUUGAUAUAUUUGGAACUAUGUUGGGCAAAUUAUUUGGAGGAAAUGCUCCUUCUGGAAUCCAGACUACUGUAUUUACUCUGAGUAAUGAAGUAGAUAAACUGUUGGCUGCGGCAGUUGAUAUAGAACAGAUAAAGAAAGAGUUAGACGAUCAGUUGAUAACGGCUGAAGAACCAGAAAAGGAUGCAAUUAUGGCAAAAGAACAAGCUCUAGAGGCUGCUUUGAUGCAACUGGAAGAUCUUUUAAAACAAAAAUGUUUUGAAUUGCAAACUCUUAUUGAUUCUGCUAACAACGUAGCUGCUCAUAUGUCAAAAGUGACUAUGCUGGAAAGCACAGUGGCUGACUUAAAGGCUCAGUUGGAGGCAGCUGAAGGAACGGACAAAGAUUCAAUUGCAACUGCUCUUAACGCAGAGGAAUCUGCUCUAGAUAGUAAAUAUUCUGAUAUUCUUAAUCAAUUAAAAACAUUUAUCGAAAGUGGUUUAAACAAUGCCAUAACUACUGUGCAAGGAAAUGCUGGUUAUUUACCACCUGAAGUGAUAUCUCUUUUAAGCGACAAGUUGAAUGCAAUAACAACAUACUUGAAUGGUGCUUUUGGAGAACAUAUCCCAAAUUUAGCUGGAAUUAUUCCAGAUUUAGAUGGACUUAAGGCGACUUUAGUUGCUUUAGCUCAAAAUGUACCAGCUGAAUUGACCGAUGUGAGUGAUUUGGUGAAAACGAUUGUAAGUUUCACCCAAAACCUGCAAUCAGCUACAGACGAUCAAAAGCCUGUUAUUUUAGAUGAUUUAGAGAACACAAUGGAUGCUUUAAGUGACAAGUUAGAUGUGUUAACAGGAACUAGUGGUUCAUUAAAAUCAAUUGUUGAUAUAGCAAAAUUGAUUUGGGCUCGAUUAGCUGAUGUAAAUGCCUUAAAAGAAAAAUUGGCAACAGCUUCAAACGAAGAGAAAGUUCAAAUAACAGAUGAAUUGGAUCAGAGACAGGAUGAAAUUGCAAUAAUUAUUGGUAAAUUGCAAGUAUUAACCCAAAUAGUUGGAAGCCAGACAGGUUCUAUCGGUAUCGACACGAUUAACAACCUAAAUAAUGGUGCCUUACACAUACUCACGACAGCAGAAAAAGGAUUUGAGAAAGUUCUAGGAACAGUAGGGUCUGCAGGUGGUUUAGCAUCAGAUUUGUUAUCUGCUGCCAACGACUUAACCGUUAACAUAAUACCCAACACAGCUACUGAAGGAGUUGAUGCGGAAGGAAAUGUAAUAAACAGUAUCACUUCUAACGCAAUUCCAAGUGGAAGUAUUAAUUGGGAGGCUAGCUUACCUUCAAAUCCUUCUGGAAGUAUAACUUGGAUAAACGGAUUGCCUGUGGGUUUAGAAGGAAGUCCUCUUGGAAGUACACCUGGAACUCAAGGCGGUAGUAUAACUUGGAUAAAUGGCGUACCUGUACCUGUAGGUCCUGACGGAAGUCCUCUUGGAAGUACACCUGGAACUCAAGGUUCAAAUCCCACUGGAAGUAUAACUUGGAUAAAUGGCAUGCCUGUUCCUAUGGGUCCAGACGGAAGUCCUCUUGGAAGUACACCUGGAAGUCAAGGUUCAAAUCCCACCGGAAGUAUAACUUGGAUAAAUGGCAUGCCUGUACCUGUGGGUCCAGACGGAAGUCCCCUUGGAAGUUCCAGCUCUCCUGGAAGUAUCAGUGGUAAUAUUCCUACACCUACAAUAAGCGGCGGUUCUAAUCCAUCUAUAAACAUUAAUGAUAUUAUGGCAAUGAUAAGCGGUAUGACUGGUGCUAAACCAGGAGCUAGUGGAACUAUAUCUUGGGAAGGCAGCUUACCUACAGGUAGUUCAAACCUAAACAUAAAUGAUAUUAUGUCGAUGAUAAGCGGCAUGACUGGUGCAAAUCCUGGUUCCAGUGGAAGUAUAACUUUGGGAGGCAACUUACCAGUAAGCGGAAGUUCGCCUGUAGUAACCAGCUCUCCUGGAACUAAUCAACCAUCUACUACUAGUGAAAGUUUGACUUGGGAGGGAAGUUCACCAUCAAGUGGAAGUCAACCUUUAGUACCCAGCAUUCCUGAUAGCUCAAGCGGUUCCAUACCCAAUCAACCAUCUAGUACAAGUGGAAUUAUGACUUCGCAAGGUAGCUUACCAGUAGGUGGAAGUCAACCUUUAACCAGCUCCCCUGGUCCAUUAAAUAAUCAGCCAUCUGGUUCCAGUGGAAGUAUGACUUGGGAAGGUAGCUUACCAACAAGUGGAAAUCAACCCAGCUCAAGCGUUUCAAUACCUAAUCAACAACCUGGUACAAGUGGAAGUAUGACAUGGCAAGGUAGCUUACCAACUGGUGGAAGUCAACCUUUAGUAACCACCUCUCCUGGAUCAUUACCUAAUCAGCCAACUGGUAACAGUGGAAGUAUGACUUGGGAAGGUAGCUUACCAACAAGUGGUAGUCAAACUGUAGUACCCAGCUCUCCUGGAAGUUUAUUACCUAAUCAACCAUCUGGUAUAAGUGGAAGUAUGACUUGGCAAGGUAGCUUACCAACAAGUGGAAGUCAACCUGUAGUAACCAGUUCUUCUGGAAUUUUAUUACCUAAUCAACCAUCUGGCAGUAGUGGUAAUCAACCAUCUGGCAAUAGUUUAACUUGGGAAGGAAGCGUACCAAGUGGUAGCAUUAGUCCCGUUAUGCCUACAAUAAGUAUGACUGGUUCGGGAGCUAAUCAACCAGCCGGUUCUAGUGGAAGUUUAACUUGGCAAGGCAGCCAACCAAUAAUAAGCUCUCCAGGAAGUUCAAGCAUUAGCAUCAGUCCCGUUAUGCCUACAAUAAGUAUGACUGGUUCAGGAGCAAAUCAACCAGCAGGAUCCAGUGGAAGUUUAACUUGGCAAGGUAGCUUACCUGUAACUUCGGGCAUAAAUACAAUCGGAAGCAGCUCUAUGGGAGGUUCAGGUUUAAGCAUCAGUGGCAGUGUACCUACAAUAAACAGUAUAGCUGGUACAGGAGGUUCAGGCGGAAGUUUAACUUGGGGCGGUAGCUUACCUUCAGGUUCUUCAGGAAUUUUAUCAUCCGGCGGUUCCUCAUCUCUUACGACUAGUUUCAUUCAACCAUCUUUUAGUACCACCUCAACUGCUACAGCCCCAAAGACACCCACGUCUUCUUCAGGCUUUUUAGCUAAUUUAAUUAAACCUUCAUUCGUAGCCGGAAAUCUAAUUUAAAAAAGAAUCUUCUACGAUUUAGAAAUGACUUAAAGUCAAUCAUAUUAUUAUUUCUGAACAUUAAUUGUUGUAAUUAUAAUUUUAAAUAAAUAUCGAAAACGACAAUUUUUUAAAUUUAUCAAAAAUUUAUUCAGCAUAUAAUAUUGAAACGAAAUAUUUGUUGUAUAAAAUUUUGAUAAAUUUAAAUUUUGAUUAUCGAUACGACCUAAUAUGGUUUG